Molecule: messenger RNA, 945 nt
Organism: Entelurus aequoreus (snake pipefish)
Lineage: Eukaryota; Metazoa; Chordata; Actinopteri; Syngnathiformes; Syngnathidae
Product: olfactory receptor 6E1-like
Exons: 1
Coding region: 1-945 (314 amino acids)
Biological process (GO): G protein-coupled receptor signaling pathway
Cellular component (GO): membrane
Molecular function (GO): G protein-coupled receptor activity; olfactory receptor activity
Source: RefSeq, a predicted model, not a curated record
AUGAUGCAAAAUACCACAAUAUCGCAUUUCAUCCUGGGGUCUUAUUUAGACUUGGGGUAUGAGAAAUACUUGUUUUUUUCCAUGGUGCUGCUGCUGUACAUGUUGAUCAUGGCGACCAACUCCUCCCUGGUGGUGCUGAUCUGUGUGACGCGGCGCUUACGGAAGCCCAUGUUCUUGUUUGUGGCCAGCCUCUUUGUCAACGAGCUCUACGGCUCCACUGGAUUCUUUCCCUUCCUCAUGCUUCAGAUCCUCAAUGACGUGCACACCAUCUCCGUGCCCGCCUGCUACCUGCAGAUAUUCACCGUCUACACCUACGCCCGCGUAGAGUUCUGCACUCUGGCCGCCAUGUCGUACGACCGCUACCUGGCCAUCUGCUGCCCCCUGCAGUACAGCGCUCGGGUGACGCCCCACCGUGUCCUCCUGUGUAUUUGUCUCAUGUGGCUCUACACGUUUGUCAGGGUUCUCACCACCCUGUGCUUGAACCUGAGCCAGCUGCUCUGCGGCAACGUCAUCAACAGCCUGUACUGCAUGAACUACCUGGUCGCUAAGCUGCUCUGCGGCGACCUGCAAGUCAUAAAUAUUUACGGGCUGGUCACCACCACCAUGUCCAUCAUGUUGCCUCUGCUGCUCAUCCUCUACUCCUACCUGAAAAUCCUGCACGUCGUCUUUUCUGGCACCAACCAGGCCAGACCCAAGGCGCUGGGCACGUGCGCGCUUCACAUCGUGUCCCUGCUCAACUUCUCUUUCGGGUGCAUCUUCCAGGUGCUGCACACGCGCUUCGACAUGAGCGCCAUGCCCGACGGCUUCCGAAUCUUCCUGUCGCUUUAUUUCCUCAUCGUUCAGCCUCUCAUCAACCCUCUCAUGUACGGAAUGCAAACGUCGCAAAUACGAGAGACGUGCAAGCACGUGUUCUCGUCCAAGACGGCUCGCAUCGGACAGGCCUGA